This is a messenger RNA of Malania oleifera, 1058 nucleotides long. RefSeq names its product ras-related protein Rab7. Gene Ontology annotation, molecular function: GTP binding; GTPase activity. The transcript is spliced from 8 exons. The coding region runs from base 233 to 853 and encodes 206 amino acids. The record is from RefSeq and is a predicted model, not a curated record. Gene Ontology annotation, cellular component: vacuolar membrane. NCBI's taxonomy places the organism in Eukaryota, Viridiplantae, Streptophyta, Magnoliopsida, Santalales, Ximeniaceae.
GUCAUUUUGACCAAAAACGAGUGGCAGUCACAGCAUAUGUAUCCAGACGGGACUAAUUUCUCUUUGCCCUUAUUAUUAUUAUUAUUAUUAUUAUGGCAGACACAUGAAGAGCUGUUCUGUUCUGAUCUGUUCUGUUCUGCUCUGUUCUGAUAUGUUCGUUGUGUUGUAGGUCUGACCUGGGAGAGAAAGAGAACACCUUUCUUUCAAAAACCCUAAUCCCACCUCUGAAUCCAUGGCUUCUCGUCGACGCAUGCUUCUCAAGGUCAUCAUCCUUGGUGACAGCGGGGUUGGGAAGACAUCUCUGAUGAAUCAAUAUGUAAAUCGUAAGUUCAGCAAUCAGUACAAAGCAACCAUUGGAGCGGAUUUCUUGACCAAAGAAGUUCAGUUUGAAGACAGGCUUUUCACAAUGCAGAUAUGGGAUACAGCUGGCCAAGAAAGAUUUCAAAGCCUUGGGGUGGCUUUCUACCGUGGUGCAGAUUGCUGCGUUCUUGUGUAUGAUGUGAAUGUUAUGAAAUCAUUUGACAACCUCAACAACUGGCGGGAAGAAUUUCUGAUUCAGGCCAGCCCUUCUGACCCUGAAAACUUUCCAUUUGUUGUAUUGGGGAACAAGGUAGACGUUGAUGGUGGCAAUAGUCGAGUGGUGUCUGAAAAGAAGGCAAAAGCAUGGUGUGCAUCUAAGGGUAAUAUUCCUUACUUUGAAACCUCAGCAAAAGAAGGUCUCAAUGUAGAAGCUGCUUUCCAGUGCAUAGCCAAAAAUGCUCUCAAAAAUGAACCUGAAGAAGAAAUAUACCUUCCGGACACAAUUGAUGUUGUUGGUGGUCGACAACAAAGGUCUUCAGGAUGUGAAUGUUAAGGAAAGCUUUUGGUAGGGAUGGUUUGUUUCAUGGAAAGAAGUGCAGCUGUUACUUUUCUCACCAGAAUUACGCGCAAGUAUUAUUUAGAAAAGGUCAUUUGAAUAUUUUGUUUGUAUAUUUCAAAAUGGCUUGAACAAGGAAAUUCAAAUAAUCACUGAAUAUUGUAUUACCCUUUUAUGAAUGCCCAAUUAUGUUAUGGUUAAA